AUGCCUGAAGACUACUACACGGAGGAAGACGCCCUAGGUUCACGGUCGCCCGGACUCGAAGCAAUCAUUGUCAACCCCAAACCGGAAGAAGAGCCACCGCCUAUUGUCACCCAGAUUUUCGUCAGUUCCCCUACCUCCCGAAAUCGCAAAAAAUCUAAACUUCGAAAGCAUCGGCCUACGCAAGGUGAUUGGGUGCUUAUUCGGGAGAUGGACCCAAACCGACCUGAUAUUGCACACGCAGUUGGACAGGAAGCCCUCAACUCCGGCUCUGAGACCGAGUCAUCCGACGAAGAGAUGCCAGACCCCCCGAGUGACCGGAUGGCCGUCACAACAACGAAAGAAAUGGGCGCACCCGCUAUCAAUGUUCGGUCCGAUUCGUUGGCGGAUGCGAAUGUAAACUUUGACCCUGACGCAAUGUCCGCAGAAAGACGAGAAUCGCAUGCAUCGCACGUAUCAUCGACUGGAUCAGUCUUGCAAAGCGUGACAUCCAACACAAGUACCAACGGGUCCGUGAACGGCUCAGCGCAGGCUCAUACCUCACCCCACACUUUCACAAAUGGCGAUCGACUUGCAGACUCAUCAGCAAUAUCGCCACAUCUCCGUGGUCUCAGGCUGUCUCCGUCGAGGGCACUGCCUGGUGAAAAGCUGCCAUCCAUUCAAACCCUCCAGCCGCCGCCAUCAGCAGGGUCACCGGAGUCAGCAGCCUCGCCAAACCAGAACCUACCAUCGAUCGCACAAUUUGACGACCUUGUCCGCUCUGCGACCAACGACUCGGACGCGUCCAGCAUAUUCGCGCAUCGACAAUCAAUAUCCUCUUCAGGGCAAUCGCCAUCCGCCAUCAUCCGCUCACUAUCCAUCAGCUCACACCACUCACCAGCCUCACCACUUCCGCCGUUCAACGCUUCGUCGCCAGUCAGUGCUGGGAGUGAUCGUGCGGGAGAUGUCUUCCUCCGGUCAAAAGAGCAUCUCACCCUUUUUGGGCCUGGAGGGGCAAGAAGACCAUCACAAAUAGCCGACGGAGUAUUCCCUCGUUCAGCCUCCAUCUCAGUCGAGAGUUAUAACGGCCCGGUCGGGCAUGCUGCGGAAAUGCUGCAUACGCCAAUUGAGGGCGGUCGGCAACGCGUGCUCAGCAUAGAUGGCGCGUUGACAUCGCGACUUUUGCCGCCUCCUAUUGGAUCUGGCCUUACAAACGUGCCACAAAAUAUUUCGGGCAUCUACAAAUGUGAAGAACCAGGGUGCACAGCUGCUGCUUUCCAGACACAGUAUCUUCUCAACUCGCACGCCAAUGUCCACUCCCAGACACGACCACAUUUCUGUCCAGUCAAAGGGUGCCCUCGAAGCGAGGGUGGAAAGGGCUUCAAGCGCAAAAACGAGAUGAUCAGACAUGGUCUUGUACAUCAGUCGCCGGGCUAUGUGUGUCCAUUUUGUCCCGAUCGAGAGCACAAGUACCCGAGACCUGAUAAUCUGCAAAGACACGUCCGUGUGCAUCAUGUCGAUAAGGACAAGGACGACCCGCAGUUGCGCGACGUGCUUGCACAGCGUCCAGAAGGCGGCAGUCGCGGGCGGAGAAGACGAAUCUCCGCCUGCUAA
This is a messenger RNA of Boeremia exigua, 1590 nucleotides long. RefSeq lists its product as uncharacterized. Gene Ontology annotation, cellular component: nucleus. The record is from RefSeq and is a predicted model, not a curated record. Lineage: Eukaryota; Fungi; Ascomycota; Dothideomycetes; Pleosporales; Didymellaceae. Bases 1 to 1590 code for a protein of 529 amino acids. Gene Ontology annotation, biological process: regulation of transcription by RNA polymerase II. The transcript has 4 exons.